AACUUUUUCAUUUGUAGAAUCCAGACUCAAGCAAAGACAAAAAGAAGAUGGCAUUAGAAAAUGGGUUUCCUCCAUAUCCAGAUUUCCUCAAGAUCUUCAACUCCCAUGAACAUUCUCAACGUUUGGUAAUCCCAAGAGGUUACAACAAAUACUAUCCAAACCCUCUGCCUCAGACAGCUGUUCUCAAGAAGCCGGAAGGAAGCUUCUGGAAUGUCAAAUGGACAAAAAGCCAAGAGGAGACUAUUAGCUUCCAAGAAGGUUGGGAAAAGUUUGUCAAAGACAAUGGUCUUAUUGACAGAGACUUUCUCUUAUUCACCUAUGAUGGUUCUCGGAGCUUUUGGGUACGCAUCCACCGGAAUGGCCUCCCCUUGGAGCCAACCGCUCCUAUCAAAAUACAAGAAAUAUCAGAUGAUGAAGAUGAUACAAUUGAUCAUGGUGAUCAUCAUAUGGAAGAAGGAGAUAGCCAUGAGAACAUGAUCGUUUCUCUUUCUCUCGGAAGCAGCGACGAAGCUGAUGAUGAUGAUGAUUAUGAUACAACGAUUUGUGAAGUUAACAAAGCUAGUGGAAGUUCCAAGAAAGGAAGGGUUGCAAGAAAGCAUCGUGCUGAUUCUAUUGCUGCUUCUAUUGAUCCGGAAACUUAUCUUGAUGAUCCCAAAAACCCGUUCUUUAUUUCAACUUCAUCGUGUUCGAGGCGUGUAUUGGUAAUUGCUAGGCAAGUAAUAAAAGACUAUGACUUAAACUUUGACGGCACUAUCAAACUCAUCGAUGGAUUCGGGGAAUUAAGGAGAAAGGUUGGGAAAUGGAAAGAUCGUGUUGUGGUAUACAAGUGGGACGAAAUGUUUACGAGAAACAAAGCAAAUCAAGGAGACGCAAUCAUAUGUGAGGUUAUACGCGAAGAAGAUGUUGUUCGCUCCAUCAAAGUGCACUUCGUGAAGAAUUGAAGUUUAUUUAUCGUAUGUUGUUUUUAAGUUUAUGGAUGAUGAAACCUUUGUCUCUAGGCUCUUAUGGAAACAUUUGUAGUAUCUUAUCACUAGGAUGUAUGGUUAGCUUUUGAAGUUGUGAACUUAUGAUCUUUGAAUUUAAGGUUCUGUUGCAUGUUUAGUAGAAAUGAUGGAUAUGUUUUUUCAUCAAAUGUGCCUCAAUUUGUUCACUUUGAAACUGGAUUUGGUAUGGACUGUGGACAAUCCAUUGACUCCAAAAUAAAGUAAAUUAGGAAAC
This is a messenger RNA of Arabidopsis arenosa, 1218 nucleotides long. The record is from the annotation of a GenBank genome assembly. NCBI's taxonomy places the organism in Eukaryota, Viridiplantae, Streptophyta, Magnoliopsida, Brassicales, Brassicaceae.